UUGUACACUACGUAGUCUCUGUUGGAAAGGAAGUAAUGAAGAACUUGCACUAGCUAGACUACUUUUUCUGUGAGAGAAUCUUGAUAUUAAAAAAAUCACGAUGCAAAAUCCGGACUCGGGACAGGGAGAAUCCACCAAGAAUGCAUCUGGGUCGGUCCAUUCCGAUAAUAAUGCAACGAAUAGCGGAGAAAUUAAGCCACCGGGUUUUGACGCUGUAUCGGUUCUUUGGACAUUUGGCAAGUGCCUAGGUGCCUUGCUGCCCGUGUACCUUGUAGGAUACUACCGGGUUAGCGCCAGUUUUUUGGUUUUCGGGCUUAUGGUCUACACGGGAUGGAGGCACUCGCGCGAGGCAAAAGAAGCUCGUCUGCGGUCCGCCAUUCACCACUAUGACAACGAGAAACAAUAUACAUCCAUGAAAAUUUUCAGAAGUAAAAAGGAUCUCCCUGCUUGGGUCAACUUCCCAGAUGUGGAGAAGGUGGAGUGGCUCAAUAAGAUUCUGCAGCAGGUGUGGCCAUUUGUGGGUCAGUAUCUGGAAAAGUUGCUGGUGGAGACCAUCGCUCCCUCCAUCCGUUCCUCCAGCACUCACCUCCAGACCCUCACCUUCACCAAGGUGGACUUUGGGGACAAGGCCAUGAAGGUUGUGGGUGUGAAAGCACACACAGAGAAUGAGAGGGGACAAGUUCUGCUGGACGUGUACAUCAGCUAUGUUGGAAACGUUGAGAUUAAUGUGGAGGUGAAGAGGUAUUUCUGCAAAGCAGGAGUCAAGGGAAUACAGCUGCAUGGGAUGAUGAGGGUGAUUCUAGAGCCUCUGAUUGGAGAUGUCCCCAUCGUGGGUGCGGUCACCAUGUUCUUCAUCCGCAGGCCUAAACUGGACAUCAACUGGACUGGAUUGACCAACUUACUGGACAUCCCUGGCCUGAACAUCAUGUCUGACACUAUGAUAAUGGACGCCAUCGCCUCCUUCCUGGUUCUGCCCAACCGCCUGACUGUUCCCCUGGUAGCAGACCUGCACGUUGCCCAGCUACGCUCUCCUCUGCCCAGGGGUGUGGUACGUAUCCACCUCUUGGAGGCUGAUGACCUGCCAGCUAAGGACAACUACAUGAAGGGAGUGAUAGCGGGGUUGUCUGACCCGUAUGCUCUGUGUAGGGUGGGGCCUCAGACUUUCACCUCCCACGUUGUGGACAACACUGUCUGUCCCAAGUGGGGAGAGAUGUAUGAGGUCAUAGUCCAUGAAGUACCAGGUCAGGAGCUGGAGGUGGAGGUUUAUGACAAAGACCCAGACAAUGAUGACUUUCUGGGGAGAACCAAGAUAGAUUUGGGUAUCGUGAAGAAGUCCAAAGUUGUUGAUGAAUGGUUCACCCUGAAAGAAACCAAGUCAGGACGUGUCCAUUUCAGACUGGAGUGGUUGGUCUUGUUGCCCAAUACGGAGCGACUGGAACAGGUUCUUCAGAGGAACGAGAGCAUGACAGUGUCCAGUAAGACUUCUGACCCCCCCUCUGCAGCUAUCUUGGCAGUGUAUCUAGACAAGGCUGAAGCCCUUCCUAUGAAGAAGGGCAAUAAAGAACCUAGUCCCAUGGUGCAGUUGUCUGUACAGGACAUCACUCGAGAGAGCAGGACCUGUUGGACGACCAUCAACCCAAAAUGGGAGGAUGCCUUCACCUUCUUUAUCCCAGAUCCACACAAGCAGUCAAUAGACAUUCAGGUGAAGGACAAUGACCGGAUACAGACUCUAGGUAGUCUGUCCAUCCCUCUGUCCCGCCUGCUGUCGGGCCCCAACCUGUCUCUGGACCAGUGGUUCCAGCUAGAUAAAUCUGGCCCUGCCAGCCGCAUCUACAUCAACACUGUACUCAGGGUGUUAUGGUUAGAUGAGGAAAACAUCCCCACUUCCUCUACAGAAGCAGCCAACCUAGCAGCAGGUCUCUCAAAGAUACGCCCCCAACAGACCUCCCCAGACCCCAGCUUUGCCACAGAGGGGGUGCUGAGAAUCCACCUUCUAGAGGGCCAAAAUCUGGUCCCCAAGGACAACAUGAUGGGGGGCAUGGUGAAGGGCAAGAGUGACCCCUAUGUCAAGAUCAACAUUGGGGGUGAGACCUUUGAAAGCCGAGUCAUCAAUAGGAACCUCAACCCCACCUGGAACGAGAUGUAUGAGGUGGUUCUGACCACACUGCCUGGCCAGGAGCUGCAUGUAGAGCUAUUUGAUAAGGACAUGGACAUGAAGGAUGACUUCAUGGGAAGGUUGAAGAUCAGUCUGAAGGAUAUCAUCACCUCUCAAUACACUGACCAGUGGUACACUCUGAAUGAUGUGAAGUCAGGUCGCCUUCACCUGGUACUGGAGUGGGUACCAACAGUAUCACAACCAGACAGACUGGAUCAGGUGUUCCAGUUUCAGUCCAGGCAGUCUUACCACAACAAAGCCUUUCCAUCCAUGGCUCUACUGUUUGUGUUUGUGGAGAGGGCUGACGGCCUACCCCUGAAGAAAAGUGGGAAGGAGCCAAAAGUGGGAGCUGAACUUGUUGUGGGGGGGACCUCCCAUAAAACGACGGUGUGUGAUCGCACCAUCUCACCCCAGUGGGACGAGGCUUUUUACUUCCUGGUUCAUGACCCCAGAGAGGAGAUCCUCAUAGUGAAGUUGUCUCACAGUUGGACCUUGCCUAUUGGUUCUCUGGUGGUACCAGUCAGAGAGCUGCUGUCAGAACCAGAUCUGGUCCUGGAUCAGUGGCUGAGUCUGGAUGGAGCCUCACCUGACAGUCAGAUUCUACUGAGGGCUGAACUGAAGGUGCUGUGUCCCAAGAAGUGUGAGAUUGAUGUGGAGAGGGCAGAUCAACCCAGAGCUCGAGCCGCCUCUAAUGCUGAACAGAGUCUGGAGAGAGACACAGUGCAGCAGAGGUGUAUUUCAGUGGACACUCCCAGUGCUCCAUCCCCCAGCCCUUCCUCUAUCCCAGCACCAGUACCAGAGCCAGAGGAGGCUAAGAGGGUAACAGUUACUGAGAUGGUACCUGAGGAGGUCACUGAGGAACCCUGUCUUCCUGGAACACUCCCAACACACACCAACCCUGAGCCCAGCUUUGGCUCUGAGGGGGUGCUGAGAAUCCACCUACUGGAGGCCCAGAAUCUAAUCGCCAAGGACAAUCUGAUGGGGGGCCUGAAGAAGGGCAAGAGUGACCCGUACGUCAAGAUCAACAUCGGAGGGGUCAAGUUUAAGAGUCAUGUGAUCAAGGAGAACCUCAACCCCACCUGGAACGAGAUGUAUGAGACGGUGAUGACCCCACAGUCAGAUCAGGAGGUCCAGGUAGAGCUGUAUGAUAAAGACAUGGACAAGGAUGACUUCCUGGGCAGGUGUAACAUCAGUAUGAGAGACAUCAUACACUCCCAGUAUACAGACCAGUGGUACACUCUGAAUGAUGUGAAGUCAGGUCGUGUUCACCUGGUACUGGAGUGGGUACCAACAGUAUCACAACCAGACAGACUGGAUCAGGUGCUACAGCUGCAGUCUCUCCAGUCCUACCAGAACAAGGCGGUUCCCUCUGCUGCUCUGCUCUUCGUCUACAUGGACAGAGCCCACUCACUGCCUUUGAAGAAGAGUGGGAAGGAGCCAAAGGCUGGAGCUGAGCUUGUUCUGGGAGAGACAACAUAUAGAACCAAGGUAUGUGAUCGUACCAACUCCCCCCAAUGGGAAGAGGCUUUCUACUUCCUGGUUCGUGACCCCAGAGAGGAGAUUCUCAUAGUGAAGCUCUCCAGUGCUUGGGAUCAGGCGAUGGGUUCUCUGGUGGUACCAGUCAGAGAGCUGUUGUCAGAACCAGAUCUGGUCCUGGAUCAUUGGCUGAGUCUGGAUGGAGCCUCACCUGACAGUCAGAUUCUACUGAGGGCUGAACUGAAGAUCCUGAACUCGAAGAUGACUGAGGGUGUUGGGGUACCACAAGGCUCUGACUCAGGUCCAGAAACUAUUACUAGUUGGAGUUACAGUGAGGAGGAAGAACCAAUCACUAUUGAGCAGCCAGUUACUGCGACUAUUGAGGAGGACCAAGACAGUGAGGUGCCCUCUGAGGAAUCUGUUGCAGUCUCUAGCCAACCCUCUAUCUCUGAACCUGAGGAAGUAGAGGUUGUCUUUGAGGUCCCUAAAGAAGACCCCAGCCCUCCUGAGACACUCCACACCCCUGACCCCAGCUUUGAAACUGAGCAGAAAGAGGAGCCAGAAGAACCUAUCACCGUCACCCAACUGUCAGUCACAGCAGACACUGAGGAGCUCCAACCCUGGCAGGGGCCAACGGCAGGAUCUGUUACAGAGGACAUUGCCAGAGCUACAGUGUCUAGCCUUCCUUCUGUGUCUGUACCCGAGGAAGCUGAGGUCAUGCCUGAUGUCAUCCCUGAAACACGCCCUCCUCACACUACCCCUCACCCAAGUUUUGGCACUGAGGGGGUGCUGAGAAUCCAUGUACUGGAGGCCCAGGAUCUGGUUGCCAUGGAUAAGCUGAUGGGAGGCCUGAAGAAGGGCAAGAGUGACCCCUAUGUCAAGAUCAACAUCGGAGUGGUCAAGUUUAAGAGUCAUGUAAUCAAGGAGAACCUCAACCCCACCUGGAACGAGAUGUUUGAGACGGUGCUGAACCCCCAGGCUGGUCAGGAGGUCCAGGUAGAGCUGUAUGAUAAAGACAUGGAUGCGGAUGACUUCCUGGGAAGGUUUAUGAUGAGGCUGAGUGAUGUCAUCAGUUCCCAGUACACAGACCAGUGGUACACUCUGAAUGAUGUGAAGUCAGGUCGUCUUCACCUGGUACUGGAGUGGGUACCAACAGUAUCUCAACCAGACAGACUGAAUAAGGUGCUGCAGCUACAGUCUCUCCAGUCCUACCAGAACAAGGCUGUUCCCUCUGCUGCUCUGCUUUUCGUCUACAUGGACAGAGCCCACUCACUGCCUUUGAAGAAGAGUGGGAAGGAGCCAAAGGCUGGAGCUGAGCUUGUUCUGGGAGAGACAACAUAUAGAACCAAGGUAUGUGAUCGUACCAACUCCCCCCAAUGGGAAGAGGCUUUCUACUUCCUGGUUCGAGACCCCAGAGAGGAGAUUCUCAUAGUGAAGCUCUCCAGUGCUUGGGAUCAGGCGAUGGGUUCUCUGGUGGUACCAGUCAGAGAGCUGCUGUCAGAACCAGAUCUAGUCCUGGAUCAGUGGCUGAGUCUGGAUGGAGCCUCACCUGACAGUCAGAUUCUACUGAGGGCUGAGCUUAAGAUCCUGAACUCGAAGAUGACUGAGGGUGUUGGGGUACCACAAGGCUCUGUCUCAGGUCCAGAAAUUAUUAUGAGUGGGAGUUACAGUGAGGAGAAGGAACAAAUGACCAUUGAGCAGCCAGUUACUGCAACAAUUGGGGAGAAGCAACACAGUGAGGUGCCCUCUGAGGAAUCUGUUGCAGUCUCCAGCCAACCCUCUAUCUCUGAACCUGAAGAAGCAGAGGUGGUCUUUGAGGUCCCCAAAGAAGACCCCAGCCCUCCUGAGACACUCCCACCACACACCACCCCUGACCGCAGCUUUGAUACUGAGAUAGAGGAGCCAGAAGAAACUGAGGAACCUAUCACCCAACUGUCAGUCACAGCAGACACUGAGGAGCUCCAACCCUGGCAGGGUCCAACGGCAGGAUCUGUUACAGAGGACAUUGCCAGAGCUACAGUGUCUAGCCUUCCUUCUGUGUCUGUACCUGAGGAAGCUGAGGUCAUGCCUGAUGUCAUCCCUGAAACACGCCCUCCUCACACUACCCCUCACCCAAGUUUUGGCACUGAGGGGGUGCUGAGAAUCCAUGUACUGGAGGCCCAGGAUCUGGUUGCCAUGGAUAAGCUGAUGGGGGGCCUGAAGAAGGGCAAGAGUGACCCCUAUGUCAAGAUCAACAUCGGAGUGGUCAAGUUUAAGAGUCGUGUGAUCAAGGAGAACCUCAACCCCACCUGGAACGAGAUGUUUGAGACGGUGCUGAACCCCCAGGCUGGUCAGGAGGUCCAGGUAGAGCUGUAUGAUAAAGACAUGGAUGCGGAUGACUUCCUGGGAAGGUUUAUGAUGAGGCUGAGUGAUGUCAUCAGUUCCCAGUACACAGACCAGUGGUACACUCUGAAUGAUGUGAAGUCAGGUCGUCUUCACCUGGUACUGGAGUGGGUACCAACAGUAUCUCAACCAGACAGACUGAAUAAGGUGCUGCAGCUACAGUCUCUCCAGUCCUACCAGAACAAGGCUGUUCCCUCUGCUGCUCUGCUUUUCGUCUACAUGGACAGAGCCCACUCACUGCCUUUGAAGAAGAGUGGGAAGGAGCCAAAGGCUGGAGCUGAGCUUGUUCUGGGAGAGACAACAUAUAGAACCAAGGUAUGUGAUCGUACCAACUCCCCCCAAUGGGAAGAGGCUUUCUACUUCCUGGUUCGAGACCCCAGAGAGGAGAUUCUCAUAGUGAAGCUCUCCAGUGCUUGGGAUCAGGCGAUGGGUUCUCUGGUGGUACCAGUCAGAGAGCUGCUGUCAGAACCAGAUCUAGUCCUGGAUCAGUGGCUGAGUCUGGAUGGAGCCUCACCUGACAGUCAGAUUCUACUGAGGGCUGAGCUUAAGAUCCUGAACUCGAAGAUGACUGAGGGUGUUGGGGUACCACAAGGCUCUGUCUCAGGUCCAGAAAUUAUUAUGAGUGGGAGUUACAGUGAGGAGAAGGAACAAAUGACCAUUGAGCAGCCAGUUACUGCAACAAUUGGGGAGAAGCAACACAGUGAGGUGCCCUCUGAGGAAUCUGUUGCAGUCUCCAGCCAACCCUCUAUCUCUGAACCUGAAGAAGCAGAGGUGGUCUUUGAGGUCCCCAAAGAAGACCCCAGCCCUCCUGAGACACUCCCACCACACACCACCCCUGACCGCAGCUUUGAUACUGAGAUAGAGGAGCCAGAAGAAACUGAGGAACCUAUCACCCAACUGUCAGUCACAGCAGACACUGAGGAGCUCCAACCCUGGCAGGGUCCAACGGCAGGAUCUGUUACAGAGGACAUUGCCAGAGCUACAGUGUCUAGCCUUCCUUCUGUGUCUGUACCUGAGGAAGCUGAGGUCAUGCCUGAUGUCAUCCCUGAAACACGCCCUCCUCACACUACCCCUCACCCAAGUUUUGGCACUGAGGGGGUGCUGAGAAUCCAUGUACUGGAGGCCCAGGAUCUGGUUGCCAUGGAUAAGCUGAUGGGGGGCCUGAAGAAGGGCAAGAGUGACCCCUAUGUCAAGAUCAACAUCGGAGUGGUCAAGUUUAAGAGUCGUGUGAUCAAGGAGAACCUCAACCCCACCUGGAACGAGAUGUUUGAGACGAUGCUGAACCCCCAGGCUGGUCAGGAGGUCCAGGUAGAGCUGUAUGAUAAAGACAUGGAUGCGGAUGACUUCCUGGGAAGGUUUAUGAUGAGGCUGAGUGAUGUCAUCAGUUCCCAGUACACAGACCAGUGGUACACUCUGAAUGAUGUGAAGUCAGGUCGUCUUCACCUGGUACUGGAGUGGGUACCAACAGUAUCACAACCAGACAGACUGAAUAAGGUGCUGCAGCUACAGUCUCUCCAGUCCUACCAGAACAAGGCUGUUCCCUCUGCUGCUCUGCUUUUCGUCUACAUGGACAGAGCCCACUCACUGCCUUUGAAGAAGAGUGGGAAGGAGCCAAAGGCUGGAGCUGAGCUUGUUCUGGGAGAGACAACAUAUAGAACCAAGGUAUGUGAUCGUACCAACUCCCCCCAAUGGGAAGAGGCUUUCUACUUCCUGGUUCGAGACCCCAGAGAGGAGAUUCUCAUAGUGAAGCUCUCCAGUGCUUGGGAUCAGGCGAUGGGUUCUCUGGUGGUACCAGUCAGAGAGCUGCUGUCAGAACCAGAUCUAGUCCUGGAUCAGUGGCUGAGUCUGGAUGGAGCCUCACCUGACAGUCAGAUUCUACUGAGGGCUGAGCUUAAGAUCCUGAACUCGAAGAUGACUGAGGGUGUUGGGGUACCACAAGGCUCUGUCUCAGGUCCAGAAAUUAUUUUGAGUGGGAGUUACAGUGAGGAGAAGAAACAAAUUACCAUUGAACAGCCAGUUACUGCAACAAUUGGGGAGAAGCAACACAGUGAGGUGCCCUCUGAGGAAUCUGUUGCAGUCUCCAGCCAACCCUCUAUCUCUGAACCUGAGGAAGCAGAGGUGGUCUUUGAGGUCCCCAAAGAAGACCCCAGCCCUCCUGAGACACUCCCACCACACACCUCCCCUGACCACAGCUUUGAUACUGAGAUAGAGGAGCCAGAAGAAACUGAGGAACCUAUCACCCAACUGUCAGUCACAGCAGACACUGAGGAGCUCCAACCCUGGCAGGGUCCAACGGCAGGAUCUGUUACAGAGGACAUUGCCAGAGCUACAGUGUCUAGCCUUCCUUCUGUGUCUGUACCUGAGGAAGCUGAGGUCAUGCCUGAUGUCAUCCCUGAAACACGCCCUCCUCACACUACCCCUCACCCAAGUUUUGGCACUGAGGGGGUGCUGAGAAUCCAUGUACUGGAGGCCCAGGAUCUGGUUGCCAUGGAUAAGCUGAUGGGGGGCCUGAAGAAGGGCAAGAGUGACCCCUAUGUCAAGAUCAACAUCGGAGUGGUCAAGUUUAAGAGUCGUGUGAUCAAGGAGAACCUCAACCCCACCUGGAACGAAAUGUUUGAGACGGUGCUGAACCCCCAGGCUGGUCAGGAGGUCCAGGUAGAGCUGUAUGAUAAAGACAUGGAUGCGGAUGACUUCCUGGGAAGGUUUAUGAUGAGGCUGAGUGAUGUCAUCAGUUCCCAGUACACAGACCAGUGGUACACUCUGACUGAUGUGAAGUCAGGUCGUCUUCACCUGGUACUGGAGUGGGUACCAACAGUAUCACAACCAGACAGACUGGAUCAGGUGCUGCAGCUACAGUCUCUCCAGUCCUACCAGAACAAGGCUGUUCCCUCUGCUGCUCUGCUCUUCGUCUACAUGGACAGAGCCCACUCACUGCCUAUGAAGAAGAGUGGGAAGGAGCCAAAGGCUGGAGCUGAGCUUGUUCUGGUGGAGACAACAUAUAGAACAAAGGUGUGUGAUCGCACCAACUCCCCCCAGUGGGAUGAGGCUUUCUACUUUCUGGUUCGUGAUCCCAAAGAAGAGAUGCUCAUAGUGAAGCUCUCCAGUGCUUGGGAUCAGGCGAUGGGCUCUCUGGUGGUACCAGUCAGAGAGCUACUGUCACAACCAGAUCUGGUCCUGGAUCAGUGGCUGAGUCUGGAUGGAGCCUCACCUGACAGUCAGAUUCUACUGAGGGCUGAACUCAAGAUUCUGGAAUCUAAAAUGGUGGACCUGAUAGGUCAUGGAAUUCUUCCGUGUGCUGCAGGAAACUGUGGACAGGUGAAGCUGUCUCUCUCCUAUGCCUCAAAGAAGAAGAAACUGACCAUCAUAGUCCAUGCCUGCAGGGAUCUGGAGUCGUCCAGUAAAGAUGGUCUAGACACCUACGUCUCCCUCGUGCUGCUGCCCGACAAAAACAAGGCCACCAAGAGGAAGACAAGCAUCAAGAAGAGAGACCUCAACCCAGAAUAUAACGAAAGGUUUGAGUUUGAGCUGUCUGUGGAGGAGGCCAGGCGCAGGCAUCUGAGUGUCUCAGUGAAGAACAGCAAAGCCUCCUUCAGGAGCAGCGAUCUCAUUGGACAGGUGCAGAUAGAGCUGGCUCAGAUUGACCUGGCCUCAGGGGUCACAGAAUGGUUUGACUUGAAACAGGAAGCUGAAUAGUGGAUCUGUCAUACCACAGGGUUAAAGUUCACCUGUACAGCCUAACUCACGCCGAUGCCUUCCCCCACCUACCACUGCUGCAGCCUUCCCUGUCCUAUCACCUGUUAAUGUCUCUCUCUAAAUAUCCACAUAUCAAUAUUAUCACUAAAGACAGGGCUCAAUAGGUCAGAACCUGGAUUGAUCCAGGAGAAAGUCUGUAUUAUAUAGUUUCAUCUGAAGUUUAUACCUAGUAUUAAUAGUUAAGGUCAAAAUGUGUACAUACUUAUGAAAAGGUUGAAGGUUAUACCUGCAUACUUUAAGAACUGAUGAGGGUUAUACCCGUUUAUUAAGGUUACUUUUGAAGUUUACAUUAAUAACUUGUUAGGGAUAUUUGAAGAUUAUGUACGUUAAAGGUUAAUGUACUAAUGAACGAUAGCUACAUGCAUUUAUCUUGCUAAAGUAAUAUCAGUAAGGAAGGAGUUAAUAUUAUCAAGGUAAAGAGACUCUUGCCUGAUCCAGGAAGUGAAUAGGGACCAGCAUGCGUUGUCAGUAUACGGUAUCAGAUUGGUAUUAUCAAAUAACUUGUAAGCAAAGUAACAAUAAUUUUGGAAGAUAUCAGCGAAUUCCAUUAUAUUAUGGAAUGAUGUUUGCUGUGGAAAAUUGUUAAGUAUGUUAAUACUAAUAGAAGGAUAAUGAGGAAGUCAAAUGUUAAGUAUAGUAUGAGUCCUUGCGGAUUGAGAGAGAAAAAUCAGGUCCGGGACAAGGUAGCACGUCCGGUGAACAGUACACUUUAACCCAAGUCUUUUACUCAGUGUCUAGUCAGGAACCUCCCUUAUUAAAAGAGCAUUGAUUUUACUUUGCCUUAUGUUAUCACAGAGACUUCUAUAGUAUAUACUGUACCAAUGGGGCGGCAGGGUAGCCUAGUGGUUAGAGCGUUGGACUAGUAACCGAAAGGUUGCAAGUUGAAAUCCCUGAGCUGACUAGGUACAAAUCUGUCAUUCUGCCCCUGAACAGGGCAAUGCACAUAUAUUCAUCCUUUCUAACAGGGUUGUGCUCAUUUCAGAAUGAAAGCAAUGCCUCAAAUUCCAAUCAAAUUUGUGAAUUUUAAUUGAAGUAGUAAAUGGGAUAUAUUCUUUGGUAUCCUGAAGUGUGACUUUCAGAUUCAAUUCAAUUUCAACGUAUGUUUUAUGACUGAAAAGAAUGUAUUUCAAUUGCACUGAAUUCAAUUCAAAUCUGAAAAAGAUGAUCCUAAAAUCAGUGUGCAGUCAAAUAAAGUUUUUGCACCCCAAAAA
Oncorhynchus kisutch (coho salmon) is the source of this 10977-nucleotide messenger RNA. RefSeq lists its product as uncharacterized. The record is from RefSeq and is a predicted model, not a curated record. Lineage: Eukaryota; Metazoa; Chordata; Actinopteri; Salmoniformes; Salmonidae. Gene Ontology annotation, cellular component: endoplasmic reticulum membrane. Gene Ontology annotation, biological process: lipid transport. Gene Ontology annotation, molecular function: calcium ion binding; calcium-dependent phospholipid binding; phosphatidylinositol binding. The transcript is spliced from 88 exons. Bases 101 to 9706 code for a protein of 3201 amino acids.